AUGGUUACCUCAACACCCUAUUAUGCUCAAGGGAAUGGCCAAGCAGAAGCUUCAAAUAAAGUUGUGAUUGAAAUUAUUGAGAAGAUGAUAAAAGACAAGCCGAGGCGAACAAUUCCUUAUCGGCUUACAUUUGGCCACGACGCUGUGUUGCCGAUUGAGUUAAAUGUAAAAUCGGAAAGAGUAGCUUUACAACACAAUGUUAUACCUGCCGAUUACAACGAAGCUAUGCUGGCCGAGUUAGAAGAUUUAGAUGAAGUCCAAAAACUUGCUUUAGAUCACCUUAUGGUUCAUAAAGCAAAAGUAAUGAGGGCUUACAACAAAAUAGUGGAGUUCAAGUUAUUUGCAGAUAGUGAUAUGGUUUGGCAAACAAUUCUUCCACCUGGGAAGGUGGAUAGAGAUUAUGGCAAGUGGUCACCUACUUGGAAGGGUCCCUAUUUGGUUAAUCAAGUAUUGCAUGGAGGCGCUUAUAGGUUAAAAGAUCUAAAUGGUGAAAUCCAUGAUAGGCCAAUAAAUGGAAGAUACCUUAAAAAAUAUAAGCCAAUUAUUUUUGAGCUCAUGGAAGAAAAGAAAAUUCCAGUAAGUCAAGAUAGUGUGGAUUGUAUUUUAUGCAAGUUGUGUAAAGAUAAAAUUUGCUCCUGCGAUAAAUAA
Molecule: messenger RNA, 648 nt
Organism: Cornus florida
Lineage: Eukaryota; Viridiplantae; Streptophyta; Magnoliopsida; Cornales; Cornaceae
Exons: 2
Coding region: 1-648 (215 amino acids)
Molecular function (GO): nucleic acid binding
Source: RefSeq, a predicted model, not a curated record